This is a messenger RNA of Scylla paramamosain (green mud crab), 1639 nucleotides long. Its product is annotated as putative nuclease HARBI1. NCBI's taxonomy places the organism in Eukaryota, Metazoa, Arthropoda, Malacostraca, Decapoda, Portunidae. The transcript has 2 exons. The record is from RefSeq and is a predicted model, not a curated record. The coding region runs from base 165 to 1163 and encodes 332 amino acids.
CAUCAUAUUCCACCCAGAUAAAAAAUAGUCAAUGCCUUGGAACCGUAUUUAUAUAACAACUUAACCUAAUGUAACUUAAGCGAACGUGAAAUAGCUUUAUUACCAAGUGAAAUCAGCAUAUCGCCCUCCAUAUUCUCCAAGAAUUUUUCAACCUGUCUAAUGUUAUGUUAUGUGGUUUCUUAUUGUCUGUCUUUAUUCAUUAUAGAUUUAACAUGGAGAAUGGUCAUCAGUGGCUUCAGUUGCGAAAUAUGCGGAGGAUGGAGGAGAUGGUCAGAGUGAGGCUGAGAAGAGUGAGGCUAAGAAAAGUCAUUCGGGAUCGCAGCAAUCCAUUUGAAGACCUUGCUGAGGAAGAAUUCCUCCAACGAUUCAGACUGACCAAGGAGUGUGUGCUGAAUCUGUUGCAAAACAUCAGAGGACACCUUCCCAUUGCUGCAGAUGCAAGAGGUUGCCCAAUACCACAGCAUCUGCAACUCCUUAUAACACUGAGAUGUUUGGCCACUGGUGGACACCAACUUACAAUCAGUGACUGCUACCAAGUCUCUCAGACAAGUAUUAGCAGGUGUAUCAGGACAGUGACGCCCAUUAUUGCUCAGAUGGCAAAGGACUAUGUGAAGAUGCCAACAGGUAUGAAUGCAAUAAGAGUAAUGGAAGGGUUUUUGGAGAUUGCCAGAAUGCCAGGAAUUGUUGGUGCUAUCGACUGCACAACCCACAUUCACAUUCUGCGACCAGCUUGUGAGAAUCCAGAACUGUACCGCAAUAGAAAAGGUAUCUUCUCCCUUAACUGUCAAGCUGUAUGUGGACCAGAUUUAACUUUUUUUAAUAUUGUUGCGAGAUGGUGGGGUAGUGCCCAUGACAGCAACAUUUUUAACAACAGUUUGUUACGGCAUGAAUUUGAGCAAGGCAUGCACAAGGGUAAGUUGUUAGGGGACAUGGGUUACCCUUGCCGUAGUUAUCUGUUUACUCCACUAAUGAAUCCCAGCAACCAAAGUGAAACAGCGUAUAAUGAGGCACACAUUAAAACAAGAAAUAAAAUAGAAUGUGCAUUUGGUGUCUUAAAAAGACGCUUUAGUUGCUUGGGCAAGCGUCUUUACACGGCUUUAGACACCACAAAAAAACAUUAUUGUAGCAGCAGUUGUGCUACAUAUUUUUGCAAUUCAGAGUAAUGUGCCUCUCCCAAAUCAUCAUCUUGAAUCAGACAAUGCAGAUUCGGAUGAUUCAAAUGCAGAUGAUGAUGGUGUUGACCCAGAAGCAGCCAUUGCUAACAAUAAUGCAGCACAACAAGCUGAAAGGGCUAGAUAUAUCAGAACAUACUUCUGAUAACACAGGAUGGUUUAAUUCUGCCACUCAAAUAUGGUAUCUCCUCCAUACUCUUGUAUUAACCUCUUUCAUUACUCCAUCCAUGUAUCUGGUAAACACCCAAGCGGACAGACAUCCUAUCUCACACAUGCCACACUACCAAAUAUUACACCAGGUAUUCAAGAGCAUUCCCUCUAAACUAUAUGUGUACAUAUAACUGAUUAUAAGUGUUAUCCAAAAUAGUAUUCAAAUAUGUACGAAUCUAAGGUAUUUUUGCUAUUUCUUUUUUUUAUGUGAACUGUUACUCAGAAAAAUGUACUUGUAAUUCCCAUUUCUUACCUUG